CAAUUUGUGUAAACUAGCCUAAUGCAAACAAUUUUCUAGAUUCAAGCCUGGAUCUACAUUAUUUAUGAAACUAUAUCUCUAGAUCUAGACCUAGAUCUAGAUCUAUAUUUUUUAAGCUAGUUCCGAUGCACGAACAGUAAACACCUAGAAUACAAACAUCUCCAUAUAUCUCUGAAAAUUCUUAAGUUUUUGGACUGAAGCGAGUAAAGCCAGCCAACAUGCCCGCCUUACUUGAGCGGCCUAAAAUGACCAGAGCCAUGUAUGAGGCUUUGAAGCGUCACAUCAUGCGAGAAAGAGAAAAGAAAAAGCAAGAGCAAGAGCAAGAUGCUAUGAUGGAAAGAUUAAAAAAAGAGCGAGAACUAAAGAAGAAAAAAGAAGAGGAAGACAGUCUUACUUUGGAGGAAACAAAUGAGCAGAUUGCGCAGCUAGAAAAGAAACUGGAAAUUCUGAAAGGACAAAAACAUGAGCUGUUUUCACAGCUUAAAAAAGUAUUGCAUCAGGAAGAUGAGACUAGGCGUCGAGCCCAACAAAAGGAGCAAAAUGAGAUGACCAUAUCUCAGCCUACCUACCAGCACCCUGCUCAGGCAGCUGUACCUCAGCCUAUGAUGAUGCAUGGAAGACCAGCUUUAUACAAGCCCACUUCAAAUAUUGUAGUUGCUCAAAAUUUAAAGCGUACAAGGUCUCCAUCUCCACCAUCUUCUUCAGCUACAUUUCCAGGGUACGGCCACAGUGAAGCCAAGUAUCCGCAUACAGCAGAUAGCAAAUAUUCUCAUAGUGACGUGAAGUACACUUCACACUCUGACACUAAGUUUGCCCAUGCGGAUCCCAAAUACUUAUCAUCCUAUACAGCCGCAAAAACUGGACCAGCCCAUAAUUUGUACUCAGCUCAGCACCCGUCUACUGCUGAAUUCAAGAGCUCAGUCUACCCUCAGCCAGGUACAAGCCACCUGUACUCUGCCUCUCAGACCUUCCCCCAGCAACAGGCAGUUGCAGCAGCCACAGGAUCCUACCCCAGUGGUCAGUCCAGUGCCAGCAAAUACCCGGGGCCUGGUCAGUCGGCAUUCACCUCUUACCCAAGUGCGUUUGCCCAAUCUCACCCUCAGAAGGCAUUGCCAGAACCGUUUUCAUCCGCUUAUCCAAUCCAACGGAUGCAACAGCCCAAUUAUCAUGCUCAGUUGCAGUUAGAGCAUGCUGCACAGAAACAAGGUCAGAUAAGUCAGAUAAGAGGCAUCGUUGCAGCUAAUCCAACUCUGUCACAAGCCAUGCAGCUUCAGCAGCAGCAGCAACAACAGCAACAGGCCAAGAGUGCUGCACCAUUUGUACCAGGAUACACUGCAAGAAGUCAGGCUGCCCCACCUCCUGUCAACUACCCUACAUCAACUAGUGCUAGCACAUACUCAAACCAGACAAGCAGCCAAGGGAGGUCAGCGUAUGGAGGACAAACACAUGGCAGAUAUUACUAAAUUUUCUAACUUGUUAUAAUUUAACACUUUUGUCGUAAGAGUGAUGAGUAAAAGUGGAUGCUAUCUCGUAUUUAACUUGUGCGCUUUUAAUGUACGAGCUUACCAAUGGAUCAUACUCUCAUUUACUUAAGUCAGUAUAGAUAUUUUAAAAACUUACAUUGUAAAGUUUUUAGUUUGUUUCAUGCUGUACAGAUAUUGUGCAAUCUCUACCACUCCAUUAAGUUUCCAUAAAAUAGGUUUACAAAUAUCCUACAUUCUCUACUGUUUUCAAUUUUCUUUAGAAUGUCCACGCCAACAUGUGGCAUAAAAUUGUUUAGAUAAUCCUUGUGAUAAUUGUAGUCGAUUUAUUACACUUUGUUUUUGUACCAAAUAUGUAAGAACAAGGUAAUUUUUGCCAUGUGACCUCUAAUAGAUGACACAGUACUAUAUAAAGGUAUAAUAAGUGUAUUUGUGUUCAACUGUGCUACAAAACAGUAGAUUACUAAAAUUGCUAGUGUAGUUAUUAAUGGUACCACUGUUGUAUGUAGUGUAUUGGGAAUAAAACUAUUCUGAGCUA
Messenger RNA from Physella acuta, 2019 nucleotides. Its product is annotated as G protein pathway suppressor 2. Gene Ontology annotation, cellular component: transcription regulator complex. The record is from RefSeq and is a predicted model, not a curated record. Lineage: Eukaryota; Metazoa; Mollusca; Gastropoda; Physidae. Gene Ontology annotation, biological process: regulation of transcription by RNA polymerase II. Gene Ontology annotation, molecular function: transcription coregulator activity.